Molecule: messenger RNA, 435 nt
Organism: Durusdinium trenchii
Lineage: Eukaryota; Dinophyceae; Suessiales; Symbiodiniaceae
Source: the annotation of a GenBank genome assembly
AUGAACAAACAACGGAGGAAUCAAAUACCACUCCGGGGGAGUGGACGUAUCUUGCUGCAAUUGUAUGACCUUCUUGCGUCAUGGCGGAUGAAUAUUGAUGAUCCACGUUUGACGCCAGGGACGUUGGAUCCUUGUUGGUUUGGACAUGGUGGAAUUCAACCAUCAGACCAGCGGGUGAACAUCAUAUUGGUUUUCGAUCGGAUGCUUGGCGUUUGGGACAGGCAUGGGCCGUUUGGUCUAAUGUUUUUUAUUGCAAACGGCAUGUACCAUUCCGUUUGGGUAUACCUCCCGUCCGCGGAUGUCGUGAGUUUGCGUCGCUGGAACUGCAUGAUGUCAGAAAAGUUCGAAAGCUCCGAAAUGGAAAUCCGUUCAGAUGUAGUUGCAAAGAACAUGGAUUCCAAAAAGAAAUGGAUUCGCACCAUGCCUCGCCAGUGA